Molecule: messenger RNA, 1543 nt
Organism: Gossypium arboreum
Lineage: Eukaryota; Viridiplantae; Streptophyta; Magnoliopsida; Malvales; Malvaceae
Product: 60S ribosomal protein L4
Biological process (GO): translation
Cellular component (GO): cytosolic large ribosomal subunit; ribosome
Molecular function (GO): structural constituent of ribosome; RNA binding
Source: RefSeq, a predicted model, not a curated record
CCGUCAAGAUGGUAUCCCCGUAGCCAAACAACCCUAAACCCAAUUCUUAAACAAUUAGCACACCUCCACUCUCCUCAAAACCCUAGCGCGCCUCUCCCUCUCAUUUUAUUCAUUUCUCCCCUCGCGCUCUCUCUCGCAAUCCAAAACCCUGAAAAAUGUCGGCCGCCGCCCGUCCUCUGGUCUCCGUCCAAACCCUAGAAUCCGAUAUGGCCACUGACGCUACCACUGUUCCCCUCGCCGAUGUUAUGAAAGCCUCUAUCCGACCGGACAUUGUCACCUUCGUCCACGACAACAUCUAAAACAGCCGCCAACCCUACGCCGUCUCCAAAACCGGUCACCAAACCUCCGCCGAGUCCUGGGGUACUGGACGUGCCGUCUCGCGUAUCCCUCGUGUUCCGGGCGGUGGUACUCACCGUGCCGGUCAAGGUGCUUUCGGAAACAUGUGUCGUGGUGGUCGUAUGUUUGCUCCGACCAAGAUCUGGCGCCGUUGGCACAGGAAAAUCAACGUUAACCAGAAGCGUUAUGCUGUUGCUUCCGCCAUUGCUGCUUCUGCUGUCCCAUCCCUCGUCAUGGCACGUGGUCACCGCAUCGAGUCUGUACCGGAGAUGCCUUUGGUCAUAUCUGACUCCGUGGAGAGCGUGGAGAAAACCUCGGCUGCAAUUAAGGUUUUGAAACAGGUCGGAGCAUAUCCGGAUGUGGAAAAGGCUAAGGACAGUCAAGGAAUCCGACCCGGAAAAGGGAAAAUGAGGAACCGGAGGUACAUUUCUCGUAAAGGUCCUUUGAUUGUUUAUGGAACCGAGGGGUCAAAGCUCGUUAAGGCCUUCAGGAACAUUCCUGGAGUUGAGGUUGCCAAUGUGGAGAGGCUUAAUCUUUUGAAACUCGCCCCUGGUGGACACCUUGGGCGAUUCAUUAUUUGGACCAAAUCAGCUUACGAGAAGCUUGACUCAGUUUAUGGAUCAUUCGAGAAGCCAUCAGAGAAGAAGAAAGGGUAUGUUUUGCCUCGUUCUAAGAUGGUGAAUGCUGAUUUGGGUAGGAUCAUUAACUCCGAUGAGGUGCAAUCAGUGGUGAAGCCUAUUAAGAAGGAGAUCAAAAGGGCACCUUUGAAGAAGAAUCCAUUGAAGAACUUGAAUGCUAUGCUGAAGUUGAACCCUUAUGCUAAGACUGCUAGGAGGAUGUCUCUUUUGGCUGAGGCACAACGCGUUAAGGCUAAGAAGGAGAAGCUUGACAAGAAGAGGAAGCCCAUUUCUAAGGAGGAGGCAACCGCAAUCAAGUCGGCAGGCAAAGCAUGGUAUCAAACUAUGAUCUCAGACAGUGAUUACACCGAGUUCGAGAACUUCUCAAAAUGGUUGGGCGUAUCUCAGUAAUUUAGUUCUUCCUUAAGAAAUUAUGGCAGACAAUCAUUUUUAUCAGUUUUGUUUUAAUGUUUUUGACAUGUUAUAUGUUGAUGGCCUUUUGGAAUAGUUUCAUUUAUCUUGAAGACAAGGAUUAAAUAGUUUUCUUCCGUUCUCCUUUUAUGAUAAUAUUGAAAUGUUGGUUGUGUGCA